This is a messenger RNA of Trypanosoma conorhini, 1944 nucleotides long. Its product is annotated as putative GTP-binding protein. The coding region runs from base 1 to 1944 and encodes 647 amino acids. Lineage: Eukaryota; Euglenozoa; Kinetoplastea; Trypanosomatida; Trypanosomatidae. The transcript has a single exon. The record is from RefSeq and is a predicted model, not a curated record. Gene Ontology annotation, molecular function: GTP binding; GTPase activity.
AUGCCGGCGUUUAGCGGGAAACAGAAGAAGAAGCAGCUGCAGGAGCGGCGACAGCGCAAGCAGCAGGCUGCGGAGGAGCACGGGGACGGCCAACGUAGACGCGUCACCGACGGCGACCACAGGCACGGCCAUGACGGCGACAGAAGCGGCAGCCGAGACGAACACGGCGAUGGAGGCGUGCAGGUGGAGUACAAGUACGGCGCCGACCGUAAGGGAAUUCGCAGUGUGUUUCUAAAGGAGACGGCCGACGAGGUUGCCGCACGCAAAAAGCGCUCCUAUGAGCCACUGGCGCAGCGGCGCUUCAUGGACGAUAACGGUAUUCCCUUUGGCUCGUGGUUCGACAUGCCGGGGCACACCGACGCCGCGCUGAUGCCGUUUUCUGUGGAGCUUCCGACGCGUGGGUGGACACUGACUGCGGCGGCGGCGACGGCGUUGGAAAAUAAUAACAGCACUGACAAUGAUGACGCUUGCGAGGAGGGGAGGAGCGGAGAGGGCCCUCCUGACAACGCCGCCCUCGAGGCAAGCGAGGAGGCGCGGUUUCAGGCGUAUCUGCAUGCGGUGGACAACUACCCGCUUCCGGCGCCCCUGCGGACGCUGCAGUUAAGCUCGCACGAGCGCAACCUUGACGUCUGGCGGCAGCUGUGGCGCACCGUGGAGCAGAGCGACGUGGUUGUGAUUGUCUGCGACAUCCGUUACCCGAUUCUGCACCUGCCGCUCUCGCUCCUGCGGUACAUUGUGCGACAGAGCAGAAAACCCGCGCUUGUGCUGCUCAACAAGGCAGACCUUGUGCCGAGGCCCAUCCUCGACGGCUGGAUGCAGUUCCUGCCCCGCUACUUCCACGCGACGGGCGUGGUCUCCGCGGACGCCGCUGAAGCCGCGGCCACCGGUGUGGUGUGUGAUAUUCCGCUGCUCCCCUUUACGUCGCUCCCGGCAGCCGAAACGGCCUUUGGUGCGGAGGAGGCCGGUAACGCGGCGAAGCGGCGCAAGAAGCAGAAGCGACGCACAAAGUUGUACGAGCAGCUCCGCACAGGGAAGCUGCAGGUGGCAGAGACACCCACAGGGGGCAACAACAACAACGACGACGACGACGAUGCGGAGGGAAGUGGCGGCUCUUCCCACGAGGAGGGAGCGGGCAACGACAGUCCUCGCGACGGAGCGAGUGGUGAGGGGGAGUCUGCGUACGCGGUGACAGACAACUUCAAAGGCAUGCAUAAGGCGGAGCGGGAGCUACAACACGAUAGGCGUGGACACAAGGAGCUUCAGAUUGUCUCGGACAUGAUCUCCGCGCUGCUGCAGCGGUGUCGCGAGUUGGGUGAGGCCAAAUCAUCUGACCUGUGCGGCGGUGUUGGCGGGGAAGCGGCGACGCUGCACAUUGGCGUCGUGGGUCACCCAAAUGUGGGGAAGUCGAGCCUGCUCAACUGCAUCCGUGGCACAAAGGUGGUGUCUGUCUCCGCCACGCCGGGGCACACAAAACACCUGCAGACAAUCCCCAUUCCAUCCGAGCGCGUCGUGCUGAUUGAUUCCCCCGGUCUCGCCCUCCCUGUCUUUGGUGUCCCGCGGCCGCUCCAGGCCGUCGUUGGCACGCACCAGAUUGCCCAGACGCGGGACCCGCAGAGUGGUGUGGCCUUUUUGGCGUCGCAUCUGCAACUGGAACGACUCUACGGCCUGCGCAAGGUAGAGGGGGCCGAUGAGGCGGAGGCGUGGUCGCCGUACGAGCUCUGUGAGAGCUACGCGAAGAAGAAGGGGUACUUUGUGAAGCAUGGGAAGGGGGCACUGGACGUGCACCGCGGCGCGAUUGAGAUUCUGCAGGAGGCCUACGAAGGCCGGCUGGUGCUUUUCUUUGCCCCGCCUGACGCCGCUUGGCUGCAGAGCACGCAGUUUCGCGAGGAGGUUCGGCCGUUUUUGCUCCUGGAAGUGCAGCUCCCGGAAACUGCGGGCGAGUGA